GGCGAUCUCCUCCCCGGUUCCCUCUUCAUUAUCUCCUUCUCCUCCCAAAUUUCAAUCCACUUUUUUUCCCGUUAAAUCCUAAAAGAAAUCCCCAUUAAAUUGUCCGAUCCCAAAUUCUAUCUCCCAGAGACCAAAAAGAUCGGACUUUUCUUAUUAAUCCGUGCAGUAUUCGUGAGUUCUGUGAAGAAUUUCCCAUGAAACCGUCUCAUUUGUUCGACGAAACCUCUUUAAUCCAUCUCUUUUUAUUCCUUUGUAGCUCUGGAGUAUUUCAUAUAAAAAACAAAGAUUUUUUUUUUGGGAGUAAAAAAGAGUAAAAGAUUCAAUUUUACUGGGUUUUUCCCUUUUAUUACAAUCUAAAAGUGACUCCAGAAGGGGAAAGAUCCAAUCUUUAUCACAAUUUUUUGAGCUCUCAAUCUGAGAAGAAAUGGGGAGGCUUCAAGGAAGAUUUGGAUCCUUCCUGAACAACAGAUGGCUGGUUUUUGUGGCCGCAAUGUGGGUGCAAUCCGUCGCAGGUAUUGGAUACCUCUUUGGGAGCCUGUCGCCGGUGAUCAAGAGCUCUCUUGGCUACAACCAACGCCAGAUCGCCAGCCUCGGCGUCGCGAAGGACCUCGGCGACAGUGUCGGGUUCCUUGCCGGCAGCCUCUGCGAGAUCCUACCUCUCUGGGCGGCGCUGCUCAUCGGAGCGCUGCAGAAUUUAAUUGGAUAUGGGUGGGUUUGGCUCAUCGUCACGGGGAGAGCGCCGGCGUUGCCUCUGUGGGCGAUGUGCGUUCUUAUCUUUCUGGGAAAUAAUGGAGAGACUUACUUCAACACAGCUGCACUGGUUUCAUGUGUACAAAAUUUUCCCAAGAGUAGGGGCCCCAUAGUGGGAAUACUAAAGGGAUUUGCUGGUCUGAGUGGUGCGAUUUUGACUCAGAUAUUUGCAAUGAUACACACAUCUGAUCAUGCUGCUCUCAUCUUUAUGGUUGCAGUGGGACCAUCAUUGGUAGUUAUUGCCUUGAUGUUCAUUGUUAGACCUGUUGGAGGCCACAGACAAGUGCGGCCUUCAGAUAAAUCUAGUUUUAUGUUCAUUUAUAGCUUGUGUUUGCUUCUUGCUGCUUAUCUAAUGGGCAUCAUGCUUCUAGAAGAUUUAGUUAACUUGAGUCAUACUGUGAUUAUUGCAUUCACAGUAAUGCUACUCUUUCUCCUAAUAUUUCCCAUUGUCAUUCCAUUGCUCUUGACUUUCCAUUUUGAUGUCAUUUCUCCUGCUCAAGAAUUUCUCUUGCCUGAGACUUCAAAAGGAGAGACAAGUAAGUCAGGUCAAUCUGAGGAACAAAAUGAGGUUAUUCUAAGUGAGGUAGAGGAGGAAAAGCCAAAGGAAGUUGACUUACUGCCUACAUUGGAGAGGCAGAAGAGGAUUGCCCAGUUGCAAGCUAGACUAUUUCAAGCAGCAGCGGAAGGAGCUGUGAGGGUCAAGAAGAGGAGAGGUCCACGUAGGGGAGAAGACUUUACCUUGACACAGGCAUUGAUAAAGGCAGACUUUUGGCUUAUCUUUGUCUCUCUUUUGCUGGGAUCAGGAUCUGGUUUGACAGUCAUUGAUAAUUUGGGCCAGAUGAGCGAGUCGUUGGGUUACGAUGAUACUCAUAUUUUUGUAUCCAUGAUCAGUAUUUGGAACUUUCUUGGCCGUGUAGGUGGAGGCUAUUUUUCUGAGAUCAUUGUGAGGGACCAUGCUUAUCCAAGGCCAGUGGCUAUGGCAGUAGCUCAGAUUCUGAUGGCUAUUGGACACUUCUUCUUUGCCAUGGCUUGGCCUGGAACAAUGCACAUCGGAACAUUGCUGAUCGGACUUGGAUAUGGAGCUCAUUGGGCCAUUGUGCCAGCUGCUGCCUCUGAGCUGUUUGGCUUGAAAAACUUUGGGGCCUUGUACAAUUUUCUCACUGUGGCCAAUCCUGCAGGUUCACUGAUCUUCUCAGGUCUAAUUGCUAGUGGUAUUUAUGACUAUGAAGCAGGGAAACAAGCACACAUGCAUAAUAGUUCAGCUUCUUUACUUCAGAGUUUACUUCAUGAUGUUUCACACUGCAUCUUUGAGGCCACAAACUUGGAUGUCCCAAACCAAGUUGGUGUGUGUGGGGCACUCUGGCACCAGGGGCAAAAUGGAAGAAUACUAGUUGUGUAUGUAUUUGCAAUGGAUACCAGGCCUUACCAACAAGAUUUCAUAGGUUUUCAGCUUUCACAUUCUGGAUGGAUAAUUCAGUGGUAACUUCUCAUGGACACCUAAGUUCAGCUAAGCUUCAGUUCUGAAGUAAAAGAUGAAAAGAACAUUCCUUGAUGCAAGAAAAAUUCAUGGACAAA
Messenger RNA from Elaeis guineensis (African oil palm), 2325 nucleotides. Its product is annotated as protein NUCLEAR FUSION DEFECTIVE 4. The record is from RefSeq and is a predicted model, not a curated record. Gene Ontology annotation, cellular component: membrane. Lineage: Eukaryota; Viridiplantae; Streptophyta; Magnoliopsida; Arecales; Arecaceae.